CUACAGGACCCAAACUACAAAGCUUGACGCAGUUCUCCUUCUGCUCGAACUUUAAGUUAGAGCCUCUGUAUAAAAAAUCAUCUUCUCUUUGUCCUUGAAGUGUAAAAACUUGUUUGCAAAAAAUCCAAAUGUGCCACAUUUGAGUUCAGCCUGACCACCCAAAAUGGAUGAAACGAUCGCCAAUGGUCUUCCGCCCGAAACGUUCGCGGCUCGUUUGCAUGCCGCCUGUGUUGCCGGGAACGGUGGCGAGGUGAAGCAACUGCUGACAAGCAGAAAAGAAGCAGAGAAAGCGGUCUCCCUGAACUACUCCGUGGACGCGCCCGACAUUGAUCUCUACACGCCUUUGCACCGCGCUGUGGAAAACGGUCACGUGCAAAUUUGCGAGCAGCUCCUGGAGGCUGGGGCCGACGUCAACGUGAGUCAUCCGGGGUUGGACGGCUGGACGCCCCUGCAUCUAGCAUGUUGGUUGAACGCAACACAAAUCGCAAAGUUGCUGAUUCGCGCGGGAGCAGACGCGACGGCGCAGGACUGGUAAGAAGAAUUAGAAUUGUUUUUUGGUCUGCUGUCUCACGGUGGUGUUGCGAGUAUGUAAACUUCAAAGUAGAAUGGAAAACCACUUGAAGUAGAAAACCGCACUGCUGUCAGGUAUGCCAACAAAGCGGGUGACCUAGGUACCGAAGACACGCAAAAGUUUGUCGCGAACCUUUUAGCAGCAUCGGAGGACAGGGACACCACUUCGACGGCGACGCAGGACCCAAACGCAGCGAACAAGCCGUCGGAGUGGGCAGCGCAAAAUCUCGUAGCGCCCUGCUCCAUGACCGUAUCGAAAGUGCAGGCAGACAUGAUCGCCUUUUCGAUCAAGCACUGUGAAGAAAACGAUAUCGGUGGGGAAUGGAAAACUGGGGCAGCAGCGAGAACAAAUUAAGUUUGCUUGUAUAUGUGAAGAAUGAAGAAAAAAUGAAAGAAAGAGAAACGACAAUGGUCAAACAGUGUGUCUGUGACGAUCUGCAUCGGCGGCACCUGCACGGUAGUUGUGUCUCUACAACUAUACGCGCACCCUGUUCUUGUUCAAGCCCCUCCUUCUGUGCGUUAAAGAUUCCGUUUAGUGUCUCGGCUGCUUCG
Molecule: messenger RNA, 1122 nt
Organism: Amoebophrya sp. A120
Lineage: Eukaryota; Dinophyceae; Syndiniales; Amoebophryaceae
Source: the annotation of a GenBank genome assembly